CGAAUAGGAUCGCAUUUACUAAUACUCGAUGGCGCGUAUUCACGUUAAAUGGUCAAUUGAUUGACAAAUCUGGUACUAUGAGCGGCGGAGGUAACCAAGUUUUUAAAGAUGACAUGAGUUCGAAAUUUUCUUCGGACAUAACAUCCGAGACAAUAUCGAAAUUGGAAAAUGACCAAUGA
This is a messenger RNA of Funneliformis mosseae, 179 nucleotides long. NCBI's taxonomy places the organism in Eukaryota, Fungi, Glomeromycota, Glomeromycetes, Glomerales, Glomeraceae. The record is from the annotation of a GenBank genome assembly.